AUGGAGUCGCCAAGCUCGAAGACCGACGACUGGCUGAGUGGUGUAGGCACAAGAGAGUCUCUCGAUACAGUCAUGGUCAACCGAGACGGGAUCAUGCCUGAAAGCGACUUCCCAAAUUUCAACGAAGCAUUUCUGAGUUCUGAGGGUGAAGACUCCUUCGUCCAGGAUUCAGCAUCCCCACUGAUUGAGGAUCUCAGUGAAAAUAGCUGGGACAGCAUAGUGUCGGAACUUGUGUACGAUCUAGUCCAAGAAUUCGUAACAGACGCAAAAGCGCAUCUCACAUGCCGGCCGCAAGGAUCCGACCAGUCAUCGUCCCACUCAGGAGCGACCGCGCUCAACACCUUGACAGGCUACGAAGCCUCAAGCGCCACGAGCUACAGUUCAUGCUCUCUAUCAAGGACUAAAUCACGCCAGAUUGAGGACGAGGACCCUGAGGACAAGAAGAGAGGCCCGAAAAGAAUGCGUUGUGAUGAGAAUGAUCCAGGGGUUGCUUCGACAGAAAAGCUUCUGGCCUGUCCAUACGCCAAGAAUGAUCCUUUCAGAUAUUCUGAACGCAACACCAAUCCAACAGAAAUGGUCUACCAUAAAUGCGCUAGUAAAAUUCUUACGAAUAUCCCUCGAUUGAAACAGCACCUUUAUCGUGUCCACAAGAGGCCCGACCACUACUGCUCAUCGUGUUUCCAAGAAUUUGACAGCGAGCAGAACCGCUCACAUCACGAGCGUGAAAGGUCCUGUCUGAUCGUUGAUUGUCCCUUUGAGGAAAAGAUGGACCCGGACCAGUGUAAAGCCGUCAAGAGACGUAAGGUUGGAGAGAAUUGCGCUGAAGCGUGGUUUUCAAUUUUCAAGACACUGUUUCCAGGGGCGCGACUUCCUGAUGACCCAUAUGUGGAAUGCACCGAGACUCUGCUGGCGGGCCGAAUUGUGAGUGAGUUCACUGCAUUUGCCGAGCAGGAGGCGCCCACGAGGCUGGCCGAGAGAAUGGCAAUCCCUCUUUUUGGCGCCGGAUACGAGUUGGAACUCCAAUGGAGACUGAACCAGGUUCUCGAGGAGUCGCUACCCCUCGUAUUGUCGGAGCUGCGCCAACAGUUUUCAAUUCUCAAUAAAGCUCAAGCUGGCACGACAGUUCGGCCGAGGAUUGCUGAUUCCGAGCGAUGA
Exophiala oligosperma is the source of this 1155-nucleotide messenger RNA. RefSeq lists its product as uncharacterized. Bases 1 to 1155 code for a protein of 384 amino acids. The transcript has a single exon. The record is from RefSeq and is a predicted model, not a curated record. NCBI's taxonomy places the organism in Eukaryota, Fungi, Ascomycota, Eurotiomycetes, Chaetothyriales, Herpotrichiellaceae.